CCAAACACAAUGGAAAGUGAAGGAACUGCGCAAUCUCAAACAACAAGUGGUAAAGAAAAACAAGCUCAUAGGCUAUGGACCCAUAAGGAAGAGGAGUGCCUACUUGCUGCCAUGAUGGAGUGUAUCUCCGAUAAGUAUAGAGCUCAUAAUGGUUUCAAACAAGGCUUCUUCAAUAAAGUUGAGAAGGAGUUGAAAAAGAGAUUGCCCGGAACGACACUUAAAACUCAACCCAAUAUCGAGUCGAAGGUGAAAAAUUGGAAGAAAAAGUAUGGUGUAAUUCUCGACAUCACACGUAUUAGUGGGUUCGAUUGAAACUAUGCAACUAAUUCCAUUCAAGUGGAUUCCGAAGAGGUGUGCAAAGAAUAUGAGAAGUCUCAUCCGAAGGCGAAAGGGAUAAAUGGGAAGGUUUUCCCCAUGUACGAGAGUUGGCAAAUAUUAUUUGGGAGGGAUAGGGUCACCAGUAAAAUAGCCAAGGAUGCGGCGGAACUUGACGAUAUUCAGGCCGAUCUCGUUGAAACUCUUAACCCCGAUGACUUAUUCAAUGAUUACUAUACUCCAUUGUUUGCAAAUGGUGACCCGGCAUUUGUUGACAUAUCAACUUUUGUUGGGACUCUAACAAGUAAUGCCAUUCCUGCCACUCCAAGAACCAAUAUGAACACUUCGGUGACCAAUGUCGUGCCGGAAAGGCCAAAGAAGAAGGCAAAGGUGGACGCAAAAGAGGCGUCCAUUCAUGACGCAUUAGGGAAUUUUAUGGCUCAAAGCAAUACGACAUUUCUUAAGAUCGCUAAUUUAGUUGGAUAUGAGGACCGACUCUCUGCCAAAAAAGAGAGGGUGUUUGCUGAGCUUGAGAAGCUUGACCUUGAGUUGCUUGAUAUGUUUUUUGCACACGCCAUAAUUGUGUCGACAGAAUAAAAUGUGGACACGUUUUAUGGUGUACCAGAAAACUA
Molecule: messenger RNA, 947 nt
Organism: Rhododendron vialii
Lineage: Eukaryota; Viridiplantae; Streptophyta; Magnoliopsida; Ericales; Ericaceae
Exons: 2
Coding region: 415-912 (165 amino acids)
Source: RefSeq, a predicted model, not a curated record